CAUUCCGGAGAGAGAAGAAGACAAUCAACAAGAGCGAAAAAGAAAGAAACCAAAAUCAGAGGCUAAAGCCGUAAAGGAAACAGGCAGCCAUGAAUUCUCAACAAUAAUAUUUCUUCUUUAUAAGGGAGGUGGAGACCGCGUUUGGUUGGUGGGCAGCCCAAUUCACAUCUUCAAUUUUUUCUUUCCUUUUCAAGAUUUGUUUGUAUCUAUACAUUGUCGUCUUCAUAAUCGAAGAGAAAAACCAGAAAAAGAAAAAGGUAAUCUACCAUCUUUCUUUGUAUUUCUCCUUUCUUAUUCUUUAUCUUCACCCUUCACCCUUCCCCCAUGCGGCGAGGCAGAGCCACCACGAAGCAAACAGAUCUAACAGCCAAACCGAUCGCGCCCGAUUCGACCAACGCGGUGAAAGAAAUUCGGUUUAGAGGCGUCAGAAAGCGACCAUGGGGUCGAUUCGCCGCCGAGAUCAGAGAUCCUUGGAAGAAGACCCGCGUCUGGCUCGGUACUUUCGACUCUGCCGAGGACGCCGCCCGCGCUUACGAUGCCGCUGCACGCUCCUUCCGUGGACCCAAGGCCAAAACUAACUUUCCCACAACACAAUCGUCUUCGAUUCCUCCUCCCGUCUACCCGCAAUAUCAAGGCCAUAAUCGUCAUCAUCGCCAUCCGCAGGAGGAUGGUGGAUUCUCCAAGUACGAGCCGGUUCAGGUCAACCGGCCAACCAGCAGCAGCAUGAGCAGCACGGUCGAGUCCUUUAGCGGGCCCAGAAUCGCUGUCUCCGCCAGCGCCGUCGCACCGAGAGCCCACAAGAGGAGACCCGUACAGCAGCCGCCUCUGCAGCCCGAUGAUUGCCAUAGCGACUGCGAUUCCUCAUCCUCCGUCGUCGAUGACGAUGACUGUGUCCUCACAUCUUCUUUCCGCACAGUCUUCCCUUUCGAUCUCAACCUGCCCCCACCACAGACGACGCACCCCGUUGAUUUUUCCGGUGAUGAUCUUCACGCCACCGCCUUGCGCCUGUGAUGUUCCGACGCCGAUGUAAUGGUCCUUUCUUUAAUAUAAUUUUCGUUUUCGAAAUCUUAUUUUCUCGAGAAAAUCAUCAAGAAAAAAGAAGGGGACGAUUGGUAUUAGGUUGGUUGGUGGGUUACAAGAGAAAUUUAUGAUGUUAGAUUUAUAUGUAGAUUAGUAUUGGUGUUGUUUAUGCGAUCUGCGAUUUUCUUCAGCUCUUGAUUGUUAUCUGUGUUGUUGAAGUUGAAAAGAUCGUUUCACAGAGCAGGAGAUCAGAUCUGGAGUUUUGGUCUCCUGAUCUGCUUCUCCUUCAUUCCCAA
Carica papaya (papaya) is the source of this 1316-nucleotide messenger RNA. RefSeq names its product ethylene-responsive transcription factor 3-like. Gene Ontology annotation, molecular function: DNA-binding transcription factor activity; DNA binding. NCBI's taxonomy places the organism in Eukaryota, Viridiplantae, Streptophyta, Magnoliopsida, Brassicales, Caricaceae. The record is from RefSeq and is a predicted model, not a curated record. Gene Ontology annotation, biological process: regulation of DNA-templated transcription.